This is a messenger RNA of Spodoptera littoralis (African cotton leafworm), 723 nucleotides long. Lineage: Eukaryota; Metazoa; Arthropoda; Insecta; Lepidoptera; Noctuidae. The record is from the annotation of a GenBank genome assembly.
AUGUGGAUUAAAGUGUUCAUUAUAACAACAAUCCUACAAUACUACAGUGCCGAAGUAGCAGUUCUUAUUCUCGCAAGAGGUGGCUCAAAAGGCGUGCGUCUAAAAAAUUUACAGAAGGUGGGCGAUAAAAGUUUGCUGAAGCGCACCAUACAUGCUGCUAAAGCCGCUGGAUUCUAUGACAUAACAGUUUCCACAGACAACCCAAUUAUUGCUCUUGAAAGUAUUAGAGACAAUGUCACAGUAUUUCGUCGUAGUUUUGUAACUGCUACUGAUUGGGCGCCAUCGAUCUGGGGUGCUCGCGAAUUUUUGUUAUCCCGACCUAAAGUGGAACUAUUAAUAUUGCUGCAAGUAACUUCACCUUUUACACAGCCGAUACAGCUUAAAAGAGCUUUUGAAAUAAUAUCGCGCCCUGUUCCUUUCGAUUGUGUAUUUUCUGUAACAAGAAGUUAUAAACUUCGUUGGCGAUUUAACAAUGGAAAAUUGACUCCUAUAAACUUUAAUGUUGAUGCGCGAAUGCGUAGACAAGAUUGGGGUGGUGAAUAUUUGGAAUCAGGAGCUUUUUACAUCACAAGGAGAUGGCUUUUAGAAUCGGGAAAAUUCCAAAAUAAUAAUUGUACGGUGAUAGAAGUUAGUGGCUCAGAAAGUUUAGAGAUUGAUACACCGGAUGACCUGUUGCUUGCAAACAUUUUAGUAAAAACUAACUUGGUACCUCGUUUAAGAUAA